Messenger RNA from Myotis lucifugus (little brown bat), 1395 nucleotides. RefSeq names its product schwannomin interacting protein 1 (gene SCHIP1). The transcript is spliced from 7 exons. The record is from RefSeq and is a predicted model, not a curated record. The coding region runs from base 254 to 1036 and encodes 260 amino acids. Lineage: Eukaryota; Metazoa; Chordata; Mammalia; Chiroptera; Vespertilionidae. Gene Ontology annotation, biological process: positive regulation of hippo signaling. Gene Ontology annotation, cellular component: cell junction; plasma membrane.
CAGGCCGAGCGUCAGUGCCGAGGGAGCCUCAGAAAACGGCAGCUGCCCCCGUGCCAGCGCACAGGGCAGACCCGGCCGGGCGGGCGGUGUCUCCGAGCCAGAGCAGGACAAGGGCACGCACAGCCGGGCACAGACUCUUAGCUGGCUCUCCACGUCAGCAUGAGCAGUGAGCAGGGUCCUGAGCAAUUGGCACAUCAGCCUAUCAGAAUUCAGGAGAGGUUCUUUCUCAAGUAAAAUUCUAAAGAGUCAAAGGAUGAAUUUGGACAGUGAUGGAAUGGAUGACAUCAUCAGUCAAGAAUCCCCAUUGGAUAUGGAGGGGAAUUAUAAAAAGGCACAGAAAAAUGAGAGAGAAUCUAUCCGACAGAAGUUGGCACUCGGGAGCUUCUUUGAUGAUGGCCCAGGAAUUUAUACCAGCUGCAGCAAAAGUGGGAAGCCCAGCCUUUCCUCUCGCCUGCAGAGUGGGAUGAACCUGCAGAUCUGCUUUGUCAACGACAGCGGCAGUGACAAGGACAGCGAUGCGGAUGACAGCAAGACGGAAACCAGCCUGGACACCCCCUUGUCGCCCAUGAGCAAACAGAGCUCUUCCUAUUCCGAUAGAGACACUACUGAAGAGGAAUCUGAAUCCCUAGAUGAUAUGGAUUUCCUCACCAGGCAAAAGAAAUUGCAAGCUGAAGCCAAAAUGGCCCUUGCCAUGGCCAAACCCAUGGCCAAAAUGCAAGUAGAAGUGGAAAAACAGAACAGGAAAAAGUCUCCCGUCGCUGACCUACUGCCACACAUGCCUCAUAUAAGCGAAUGCUUGAUGAAGAGGAGUUUAAAGCCCGCUGACCUGAGGGACAUGACUAUUGGGCAGCUACAAGUGAUAGUCAAUGAUCUCCAUUCUCAGAUAGAAAGCUUGAAUGAAGAGCUGGUCCAGCUGCUGCUCAUCCGAGAUGAGCUGCACACGGAACAGGACGCCAUGCUGGUGGACAUUGAAGACUUGACCAGGCAUGCCGAAAGUCAGCAAAAGCACAUGGCAGAGAAAAUGCCUGCGAAGUGAAGAGGAGCCAUCCCAUCUGUGGUUGUAAAAAUGCUGUUGCGCAAGGUGGCGCAGAAACGAACAAACAUCAGUGUUAGUCAUUGAUAAUGUCUGAAGCUUCAUGUCCAGUGAUUGGCCUUUGCUUCUUUUUCUUUCUUUUUUUCCCACAUUUUACCAGAUGAAUUUAAUUGACAUUUUCGGAGCAUUACACCCCAAAACUGCAGGGCCCACGUUCCCCUCAACUCACAUGGAACACCCUCUAGGACAGACCACAUAUUAAGCCACAAAACAAGCUUAAAUGAACUUAAAAAGAUUUAAAUCAUUCCACACACCUCCCACCCCACCCCCAGCCACAAUGGCAUGAAAGUAGAAAUCAAUUU